UUAUCGCAAUCUAUCGAAAAAUAUUUUCAAAUUAUCGUAACGCAAUUAUAUAUUUACGGAUACUGAUGCCGAAAUAAAGAUUAUGCACAAGGAACAGAAUUUUCUUUUUCUUAUUAUCUCCGAUAAAUUAUGAUAAAUCCUAUCUGCAUGUUUGUUAUAAUAAAAGCAGAGUUAUAUAUUAUAUUAUACAUCAGCUGAUAGCUGACGCAGGUUAGUUUCGUAUCACCGAUAUCUUUACAUAUGUAUACAUAUAAUGCAUUAUAAAAGACUGACAAGUGCGAACAAGAGAUGACAAGCGAGAAAACGGAAGAGAACAAGGAUAACACAGAAUAAAAUGCACUGGAUUUAUCAACACAGAAAGGAAACAAAAAAUCCCGACUAACAAUAAUCCAGUUAUUAAUUCGCCAUGGGUGAGCAAAACGUCAAAACGUUAAUUUAUUCCUUUUCGAUACUUCAAUUUCGCUCGGAAACAGAGCGCACUGACUGCACACCAAUUGUGCGGAAUAAUAGAAUGAAAUAUUUUUGUCUGACUACCAUCAUGCAGGUUUAUUAAUACAGAUGUAGCAAGCAGGUCAAGUUAUUUUGGGCAUGUUUGCCUUCGGUUGUCUGUUAACCUCAGAAAUGCAAACUAAUUCCACCAAUUUUAACGUUGACUGUCACCCUUGGCUUGGAGAUUCCAAAAUAGCCUAUCUAAUUUCCUUUAACCAUGGACCCAGAUUCCAUAGAGAUGGCAAACGAAGUCAAGAGAAAAAUCAUACUGCAUUGGAACUGUCGUGGUCUUUCAGAGUUUCCAGAAGUGAUAAGACUGCAUGGCAGUCACAUUCAAGAGAUAUAUCUUAAGUGGAACAAGCUUACCACUUUGCCAUCUUGGAUCAUGGAACUAUUCAAUGUAACCAAUUUGUACAUGUAUGGUAAUCUAAUCAAACAGCUGCCUACAGAAUUCGGUGAGAUGAGCCAGUUGACAGUAUUGGACUUAAGUGCCAACAAAUUGGAACAAGUACCCGUCUGCAUCGGUAACUUGAGUAAUCUUAAGUCUUUACUCUUAAAUGACAAUCUCAUAGAAAGAUUGCCGGCAGAAUUAAGCCAACUGAGUAAUCUGGAGAUAUUGUCUCUCUCGGGUAACCAGAUUGUUGCAUUACCAGAGUGGACCGGCUCUCUACCAAGACUUAAAGAAUUAUAUGUAGAUAACAAUAAACUGAAAGAACUACCUAACAGAUUAACAAUGGCUGCAGAACUUGCUAUGAUCUCUGCAUGUUCAAACAGGUUGCGAUAUUUACCGUUGAAUGGAUUUUUGUCAGCUCCCUGCAUUCGAUUUGACGCGAAUGAGUAUUUAAAUUAUGUCUCGUAUCCACUUCUAUUUCAACUACUUUCACGACUUCAAAUGACAGCUAUUCACGAUAGAGCUGCUUUGGCAUUCGGAUGCUUUAAGACGCAUUACAACACCAAUGUGUUAAACACAAAUAUCAAAUUGUACAUAGAGAUGAAGGGAUUGUAUGAAACGAAUGACGAUGUUAUAAUCGAAUUACCACGGCAGCUUUUAAGGGUUCACGAAGCUCACGAGAAUGUAACUUGUUCCCUGUGGGAAUUAGCGUUGAGAAAAGUUUAUACUGAGAGGUAUAAACAUACGCUCGAUGUUUCUCCCACAAACGUAACGAUACUUUACAAACCACUCUCUAAGAAUAUUAAACCGGACUUUACAUGGUCUUCUAUGAAUUAUGCUUUAUACAGUUUAUUAACAAACGGACCCGCCAGUAUCUGCGUAAACUCCCAGUGUCAGCAACCUAUAUUCACAGAAGCGUGGAUUAUUAUCGGUAUCAGCCGUCACGCAGAGUCCAUGAUAACGAUAGCUCUAUGUUGUAGUAAAAGUUGCGCCACUGCAUUCGCUACAUGCUCGAACACGACUAUUAAGCUUCAUUGGCACUCCAUCAAUUGAUGUUAAACUCUCGUCAUUAGGUACUUAAUUAACACACUUCUGUACACAAAAAGAUAUUAGGAAAAUAAAAAAAUUCUUGCAUAUACAAUU
This is a messenger RNA of Linepithema humile (Argentine ant), 2023 nucleotides long. Its product is annotated as leucine-rich repeat-containing protein 28. Gene Ontology annotation, molecular function: protein binding. The record is from RefSeq and is a predicted model, not a curated record. Lineage: Eukaryota; Metazoa; Arthropoda; Insecta; Hymenoptera; Formicidae.